CUAAAUCCUAAUAACAUGGCGCCGAGGAAGACUGAUCGGGUGGGCUCGAAACCACGAACGGAGAAGAAAUUGGGGGUUAGGGUUGAAGCAAGACGAGCGAAAGCUGAGAUGGGGAAGGUAAAGGAAGAACAAGGAUGCUUGAGAGACGAGAAGAGGAAAUUAGUGACCAAGUUCAAUGAGAUCGCGAAACAAUGCGACGAACUGAAAGAAGAGACUGAAAUGAUCGUGAAGCAAUCGGCCAUCACUCGAGCCAAGCUCCUUCUCAUGUACGGGAUCUUGAAGGCGCGUGAGAGUGGAGAUCUGGUUCAAGCUGCUAUUCUCACUCGUUUCCUUCGUGAGAUUGUUGCCAUGGAAAAAGCCAAUGCAAUCUUGGACGAAGCCGAAGAUGAAGAUGAUGAUCCAUAGGCUACGGCCCCAAUGCAGAUUUCGAACGGCACUAUUAAUCCUCGAAUUCAAACC
Molecule: messenger RNA, 459 nt
Organism: Hibiscus syriacus
Lineage: Eukaryota; Viridiplantae; Streptophyta; Magnoliopsida; Malvales; Malvaceae
Exons: 2
Coding region: 16-405 (129 amino acids)
Source: RefSeq, a predicted model, not a curated record